Aaosphaeria arxii CBS 175.79 is the source of this 1579-nucleotide messenger RNA. RefSeq lists its product as uncharacterized. Bases 392 to 1417 code for a protein of 341 amino acids. The record is from RefSeq and is a predicted model, not a curated record. The transcript has a single exon. NCBI's taxonomy places the organism in Eukaryota, Fungi, Ascomycota, Dothideomycetes, Pleosporales.
UAGCACACACAUCAUCAUUGGAACUUCAACGACUCGGUAUCGUAUACCUCUCGUCGACAAGGCUGAAAUUCUCAACAUCAGCAUCAUUCCUUUUCAGCUAUCAGGCCAUACUAGCAUGGGCAAUUUGGAAUUCUAUCUCUACAAAGUGGCUUUGCAAUGUAGUGUCACCUAGCACAGCCACAACUUGGCAAAAGCUUCAAAGAAGGAAAUGCGGUCCCCUCAUCUGAUACGUCAAUCGUUCCAGCCAACCUCAUUCCUUAAGAACCAGUCCAUCCCGCCGUCCUUUUUCACGAUGUUCGCCCCUAUUAAUACACCACAGACUCUCCCGACCUAUCUAAGAGGGAUCUACACUUUGGAAGCUCAUUGAGAAAAGAGAAUAUAUAUCGUGGACAUGCCGUCAUCAAUGCUCGAUCCGUAUGGAACGGGCAAAUCCGCAGAAGCCAGUGGACCACACAAUCGGCGCAACGAGCACACCAGCGGAGAUGAGGAAAGAAUACCAACCUAUGCAGAAUCGAGUGCCCAACCUGCGAUCCAUCCAGAAGAACUCCGACAGAUCCAGCAAGCACUCGCCGAAUCAGCACUAACAGCUAGUGAACCUGCACCGCCGCCAUUAGAUACACCUCAAUCCGCUACAAACCAUGGACCUAACACCACUACCACGACUACCGCAACACCAGGAGCGGCAGAUGAGGAGAUCGCAGGACUUCCAGGGUACUCAAUCCUCGACCACACCCAGACAUCCUUCUCCAUCCACGGAACCUUCAUCCACAGCCCCACAGGUCCCGUAUACCAGCUCUCCUCUCCCCUCGACGGGCGCCGUACCCCAUUCCGGAUUCGCCGCUUGCGCCCGAAGGAAAUCACCCAGAUGAUGUCCCCUGCCGCACAACCCCUUCACUUCGAUGCCUCAAACAUCCUGUACGAAGUCACGGCACCCCCUCUCCUGGAGGAGUACCACAUCUUCGGAAAGCGACGAAGCUGCUUUCCCGGCGUCCUGGAACUCAAGUACUCGAUGAACAAGUGGCGGGUCAAGCACGUCCCGCGCAUCGGAGCCAAGCCGAAGGAGAUACUGGCGUCGAAGCGGGUGGGGUUCUCGCCGUUCUCGAGCGGGCGGCUAGACAGGAAGAAGGAGGAGGAGAGCAGCGAGUGGAAGGACGCGCAGGGGAGAGUCCUGGCGACGGAGGUGCUGAGGAAGUUGGGGGACGGGGGCGUCGUGCCGUCGAUCGAGCUGAUUCCGGAUCUGGAUCAGACGUGGAGGGAGGUGGUGCUGACGGUGUGGGCGGCGAGGCUGUGGGUUGCGUUUGGGAAGGAGAGGACGCAUGUUUAUGGGUCAAGGUUGGAGGGCGGGAGCUUUGCGUCGAUGCCUGGGUCGUCGCCGAUUGAUAGGCUUGGUGGAAAGGGGAAGAAUGUUUUGCAGUAAGAUGGAGGGAUGGCGUAUGAUUUCAUGAUAUACCAAUGUGUCUGUAUAGAGGAAACGGGAAUAAUUUGCAUCUCUGAGGAGUAUCUUUUGCAUCGGUCCUAAUGUUCGAUGUAGUGCAAUUGGUGAUGUUCUUUUCAUAGUACAUCUCACACUAUCUCCGUU